Cyclopterus lumpus (lumpfish) is the source of this 1760-nucleotide messenger RNA. RefSeq names its product D(1) dopamine receptor-like. Gene Ontology annotation, cellular component: membrane. The transcript has a single exon. Bases 133 to 1500 code for a protein of 455 amino acids. Gene Ontology annotation, molecular function: G protein-coupled receptor activity. NCBI's taxonomy places the organism in Eukaryota, Metazoa, Chordata, Actinopteri, Perciformes, Cyclopteridae. The record is from RefSeq and is a predicted model, not a curated record. Gene Ontology annotation, biological process: adenylate cyclase-activating adrenergic receptor signaling pathway.
AGUCCGACUGGAGCGGCACGCGCGCUCGACGCUGUGAGGGACGCGUGUUCUUUCUUCCGUUAAUGUGGACACGCGGAUGGAUUUAUCCUCGUUCCUCUUAGUUUGACAAAUGGCCGCGCGCAGGACCGGGCAAUGAAUACCACCACCGGCUGGGCUCUGGUGGGAGCCGGCGGCCGGGAGGAGUUACCGGCGCACCGAGCCCUGACCGGCUGCGUCCUGGCGCUGCUCAUCGUCUGGACGCUCUUCGGCAACAUGACGGUGUGCGCCGCCGUCUGUCACUUCCGGCACCUGCGCGUCAAAGUGACCAACAUCUUCAUCGUGUCCCUGGCUCUGUCGGACCUCCUGGUCGCCGUGCUGGUGAUGCCGUGGAAAGCCGCGGCCGAGGUGGCCGGCUUCUGGCCGUUCGGCGGCUUCUGCAAGACCUGGCUGGCCUGCGACAUCAUGUGCUCCACGGCCUCCAUCCUCAACCUGUGCGUCAUCAGCGUGGACCGGUACUGGGCCAUCUCCAGCCCGUUCCUCUACGAGAGGAGUAUGAACAAGAAGGUGGCCUCUGUGAUGAUCGGCGUGACCUGGACGGUCUCCGUGGUCAUCUCCUUCGUGCCCGUGCAGCUGAACUGGCACCGCGCGGACGCGUUGGAUCCGGCCGUGCAGGACGCGGCGCCUCGCGGCGGAAGCGUUCACGGACGCUGUGACUCCAGCUUGAGCCGCACGUACGCCAUCUCUUCCUCCCUCAUCAGCUUCUACAUCCCCGUGGCUGUCAUGAUCGUCACGUACACGCGCAUCUACCGGAUAGCUCAGAUGCAGAUCCGCAUGAUAUCCUCCCUGGAGCGGGCGGCGGAGCACGCGCAGAGUUGCCGCUCGGGCGUACCUGAGCGGUGUCUUCACCUGUGCACGGAAAUGGGCUCAAACUCAUAUCAGUCGCACAUCGGUCUUCAUCCCGACUCUCAGCGCCCCGGUGAGGACCACCGGGAGCUCAAAGUCUCCAUCAGAAAGGAGACAAAGGUCCUCAAAACGCUGAGCAUCAUCAUGGGUGUGUUUGUGUGCUGCUGGUUGCCAUUCUUCGUCCUGAACUGCGCUCUGCCCUUCUGUCCCGGGUCAAAGGCCCCGGGGGCCCGCCGGGGCCCCUACUGCGUCAGCGAGGAAACGUUCGACGUCUUCGUGUGGAUCGGCUGGAGCAACUCGUCCCUCAACCCGGUCAUCUACGCGUUCAACGCGGACUUCAGAGACGCCUUCCUGCGCCUGUUGCGCUGCCGCGGACGCGGCUGCUGGACAGCGGUGAGCUCCGCGGUGGGCACGGCGAUGACGAGCAACGAGGCCGGGCGUCCGAGACGGGAGAGCCCGCGGAAGCUGGACGCCUCCUGCGCCACGACUUUCAGGGGGAGCGAGGACAGCGGAAACACUCCGGUGACGGUGCUGUUCCACAUGGGCACGGCGGCGGAGCCGGGGACCGACACCGAGGAGAGCCACGACCAGGACGGACUGACGCAGAUCCCGAUAUAAGUGGCACCACUUGUGAAACACGCAGGGAGCCCCACUUGGAUUACAGGGUAGGAAAUAAGAAGCACUGAAGCUAGAUUGAGUCCAGAGGUCAGCGGUGUGAACAAAAAGCUCCACUUUAUAGAUUACACCAUAAUAACACCCAUCAUCCCUAUUUUCACCAUAAGCAAAACGAUGUUUUCACCAGUCUGUCUUCUGGGAUACUGUCUGUGGGUUUUAUAGAUUAUUCAUGUUCACAUUUUACCUAGCAAACAUGUGGCAGU